Molecule: messenger RNA, 1455 nt
Organism: Trichoderma citrinoviride
Lineage: Eukaryota; Fungi; Ascomycota; Sordariomycetes; Hypocreales; Hypocreaceae
Exons: 4
Coding region: 1-1455 (484 amino acids)
Biological process (GO): amino acid transmembrane transport
Cellular component (GO): fungal-type vacuole membrane
Molecular function (GO): L-tyrosine transmembrane transporter activity; L-lysine transmembrane transporter activity; L-arginine transmembrane transporter activity
Source: RefSeq, a predicted model, not a curated record
AUGAUUAGCAGCAUCAUCAACCUGCUGAAUACCAUCGUUGGAGCCGGCACGCUUGCCAUGCCCUCCGUCUUGUCGCACAUGGGAAUCAUGCUGGGAGUCCUCCUUAUACUCUGGUCGGGCUUCACCUCCGCGUUUGGCCUCUACCUCCAGUCCCGCUGCGCGCGCUACCUCGACCGGGGAUCAUCCUCAUUCUUCGCUCUGUCCCAGCUGACGUAUCCUAAUGCGUCCGUCAUCUUCGACGCGGCUAUUGCCAUCAAGUGCUUCGGUGUCGGAGUUUCGUACAUGAUCAUCAUUGGCGACCUUAUGCCUGGCGUGGCCUUGGGCUUCAACAGCAAUGCCGAAAAGAUCCCCUACCUGGUCGACCGAAACUUUUGGAUCACUGCCUUUAUGCUCCUGGUUAUUCCCCUGAGUUUCUUGAAGAGGCUCGACUCUCUCAAGUAUACCAGCAUAGUUGCCUUGGUAUCCAUUGGAUAUCUCAUCGUUUUGGUCAUCUAUCACUUCUCCGUCGACCCCCAUGCCGAUCCUAGCAACAUCCGCGUUAUUCAAUGGGCUGGAGCCGUGGAGACGCUCAGUGCCUUGCCGGUGGUCGUCUUCGCCUACACUUGCCACCAAAACAUGUUCUCCAUUCUCAACGAGAUCAAGGACAACACCCCACUCAGCGUCGUCCGCGUUGUCGGAUCUAGUAUUGGAUCCGCAGCGUCCAUCUACGUCUUGGUGGCCAUUACUGGCUACAUCACUUUCGGUAACGACAUCGUUGGAAACAUUGUAUCAAUGUACCCCACUGGAGUCGCCUCCACGAUUGGCAAGGCUGCGAUUGUCAUACUUGUGCUAUUUUCCAUCCCUCUACAGGUCCAUCCUUGCCGUGCCUCUCUUGAUGCCGUCUUCAACUGGCGACCGAACCGGGGGAACACGAGCGGUGGCCGAGCUGGUUCCCCCCUGCUCACUUCAGCACCGGCACAACGGGGUGACCACGGCAGCACUGCGCCAAUGUCCGAUCUUCGUUUUGCGCUCAUUACUACGAUGAUUCUAACCUUUGCAUACAUCACGGCUCUCUCAGUCAGCAGUCUUGACCGCGUCCUUGCCUUUGUUGGGAGCACAGGAUCUACGUCUAUCAGUUUUAUUCUUCCCGGUCUCUUCUACUACAAAAUCAGUGAUCCCGAAAGCAUCCAUCACCAGCGUUUGGCCAAGGAGGACGACGACAUAGACGGCUCUGACGAAUCCGACACUGAGGACUCCGGGAUGCUUGCCCAGAGCAGCCACAGCAUUCGCAGUGCGACCAGCAGCGCGAGCAACCGGAGCCCAACUGCCUGGCGCUCGCGUAGAAAGUGGCGAUGGGACCUGGAGCACGUGGAUCACGGCCUUUUGCGAAAGAUGGCGUUGGCACUAGCGAUCUACGGAAUGAUUGUUAUGGUGGUCUGCCUGAUUAUGAACAUCUUUUUCGCCGUCUCUCAUUAA